UCAUAUACCUAGCGAAUAUUUAGAAUAAAACUCGAUCAGUGGUAGUUCUCAUCAUCAUCAUCUAUUUUGUCGUCGUGAUCGUAUCGUCGUGUUAGUUAUCGUUGUGUCGUUAUUGAUGUUGAUGUCGGUAUCGGUGUCGGUGUCUACAAUAAUCUCUCUGUAGUCGUUCAAACGCUUCGAACGUUGCUCAUUUCAUUCAACGAACGAUGGUGGUUCUAGAUCUUUUCGAAAAUAUAUCUUCAGUUCCGAAGCUUUAUUAUGGAGCUUUAUUCGGAAUUGGUUUCAGCUUUUAUUAUCUAUUCGAGGUCGUUAAAACCCCACUGUUGGUAUGUGCAAAAGGACCCUUUCGUUCCUUCUUAGAGGACCAUGUAACAUUGGUGAAAAAUAAAUUUUGGCCUACCUUAUGGUGUUUUGAAUCACGAGCACAAACUGUAUUAGCAAGUAUCGUUAGGGCACGUGUAUUACCAGCGAUUCAUUACCGCAGGGAAAUUUUUACAUUAUCCGAUGGCGGCGAAGUCGCUUUAGAUUGGGCCGAGGAAAAUUGUCCGACUACGUCACCGAUUGUUAUCAUUUUACCAGGCCUUACCGGUGCUAGUAAUACGGAAUAUAUCAAGUGUUUGGUAUCAGCCGCCAAGAAGUCACAUAUAAGAUGCGUAAUAUUCAAUAACAGAGGAUUGGGUGGUGUUAAAUUGAAGACACCACGGACAUAUUGUGCAGCUAAUUGCGACGAUCUGGCAGAGAUUAUCGAACAUUUAAAAAAAUUACAUCCUAAUGUUCCCCUCGGUGCAACUGGUAUUUCAAUGGGAGGAUUGAUAUUAGGUAAUUAUUUAGCACAAAACGGUGAAGCUGCUAAAGAUAAAUUAAAGGGAUGCUUUAUCAUCUCAGUGCCUUGGAACGUAUUUGCCGCAACAAAAAGCAUCGAAGAUAAUUAUAUAAAUUUGAUGCUGAAUAAACAUCUAGCCAGUAAUCUGUGUCGUACGGUUAAAAAAUAUUACUCCUCUUUGGAGACCGGCUUAGAAAAUGUAGAUAUGAAUGACGUUUUACGUAGUCAAACCGUAAGAGAAUUCGACUCGAAUUUUACGACCAAACAAUUCGGUUUCAAAGAUGUCGAAGAGUAUUAUCAAAAAGCAACGUUACAUGAUAAAUUGCAUUUAAUGGAGGUACCGGUUUUGUGCCUUAAUGCGGCAGACGAUCCUUUUCAACCUUUCGAAGCAAUACCACUAAAUGAAUUUAGCAAAACUGAAAAUGUCGCCAUCGUGGUAACUUCGCGCGGUGGUCAUAUUGGAUUUCUCGAAGGUUUUUGGCCAGUAAAAGAGGAACAAUAUAUCAGCAAACUAUUUUGCCAAUAUUACACUGCUCUAUUUACCAUUGGUAUGGAUUUACUUUCCCAUUAAAACAUGAAGCAAUUAUUUUGGACAUCAUCGAAGAGAAUCGUCGAUGCAAACAUUUUUAAUAAUUAUUCGGGGCGAUCGUUCAAGAUGUGCCAUUGUAAGUUAUUUGUCUUUUCCAUUUUCUUCUUUUUUUAUUUUUAUAUAUAUAUAUAUAUAUUAUUACAUGUCUAUAUAUAUGUACACAUGUAUGCAUAUAUAUAUAUAUAUAAAUAUAAAUAUAUAUAUAUAUAUACACGAUACAUAUGUAGAUAUAUAUAUAAAUGUAAAUAUAUAUAUAUAUAUUAAGAAUGACACGUUACACGACGAUGAUUAAAACGCGAACAAUACAUUCCUAAAAUAAAAACGGGCAACAAGUUGUAGUAUUAUUAUUAUUAUUCAUAAAUUGCAUUGUAUGCAUUAAUUACGACUUAGCCACGACGAAGAAAAAUUUCAUUAUACAUGUAUACAUAAGAAUAUAUUUAUAUAUAUAGUCUUAUAUAUAUAUAUAUAUAUAUAGUGAUUAUUUUUCUUCGAAUUUUGACUAUACGAUAUAAGUGCGUGUGCGUGAGAUAUAAUUUCUUUUAUAAUAAUUUAUUAAAAAGAAAAGAAAAUAAAACGAGAGAAAAAAAAAAAAAAGAAAAGAAAAGAAACAAAAAUAGAAAAAUAGAAAAAGAAGAAAAAGUAUGUAAGACCACGCGUAUGCAUUUAUCUUUCAUAAAAAUUUACGCAAAUAAAAUGUUUUUUCCGACGACGAAUAUAUUAUUAUAUAUCACAAAUAAUAAUACCUGAAACCACCCCCCGUAAUAAUUUUAGAAGAUGUACAAACAGUAGUAUAUAAUAACAUUUACAUACGUUAUAGCUUGAAUGUUAAAUUCAAAGCUUGGACGAUGAACGAUAAUAUGUCUGUGUUCUCCUCGAUCUAAAAAAAAAAAAAAAAACAAAUAGAACAAAAUCGAAUGUUUAUAACGAUUGUUAAUAAAAACGUGUGUGACAUA
This is a messenger RNA of Vespa mandarinia (Asian giant hornet), 2365 nucleotides long. RefSeq names its product abhydrolase domain containing Hydr1 (gene Hydr1). Gene Ontology annotation, biological process: medium-chain fatty acid biosynthetic process; medium-chain fatty acid catabolic process. The record is from RefSeq and is a predicted model, not a curated record. Gene Ontology annotation, molecular function: acetylesterase activity; monoacylglycerol lipase activity. Lineage: Eukaryota; Metazoa; Arthropoda; Insecta; Hymenoptera; Vespidae.